AUGGCACCCCCUCCUGUAAAUGAGCCCCUCAAGAACGUUGACGGCCACCUCCGUGCCGUCAUCGAAACACUCUACGAGAUUUCCGUCGGCGUAUACGGCUACCAAGGCCCAGAAUCCGCAGACGUCCUUGCGAACCAAAUAAAUAAGCUAUCGACGCAGUACGGCACCCUCGCAAACGCAGCCUCCAAGCUGCCCCCCGACGUCGCGGUCCCGCGCGAGGUCAUACAGUACAUUGAGGACGGGCGCAAUCCGGACAUCUACACGAGAGAGUUUGUGGAGAUUGUGGUCAAGCAGAACCAGUUCAUGAAGGGGAAGAUGGAGGCAUACCGGGACUUUCGUGACGUGCUGGCGGAGCAGAUCAAGGUUUCGUUUCCGGAGUUGAGCGAGAAGGUGGAGGAGGUGGUGGAAGGGACGGGCGGGAGGAAGAGGGUUAAUGGUGCGUAG
Molecule: messenger RNA, 444 nt
Organism: Morchella importuna
Lineage: Eukaryota; Fungi; Ascomycota; Pezizomycetes; Pezizales; Morchellaceae
Exons: 3
Coding region: 1-444 (147 amino acids)
Biological process (GO): positive regulation of transcription by RNA polymerase II
Cellular component (GO): mediator complex; chromatin
Molecular function (GO): transcription coregulator activity
Source: RefSeq, a predicted model, not a curated record